UUUAAUAACGUCUUUAAGGUGUGGUGGACAACUCAGGAUACACUUUUCACGAGGUUUUCAGGCACAAGCGAGGUAGCUAUUGCGUCACAGCUUCCAAGAUUUCCUUUCGGAAUAAAAUCAUAUUUGCGGAUGUCGUAAUACAUGAGAUCGAAAGUUCGCGUCGCGUUGCCAAAACUAGGCCUAAUAUAACACUCGCAUGAAAAUCAACUUUUGCUCUUUGAGAGGAAUCGAUCCUGUGCCCUCAAACCCUCAAACCACAUAAUCCGGCUUGUACAUUUAUAUCCGACUCUUCAAAGCGCAUGCACGCACGUUUUUAAAUAUUGGUACUUUGGCACAUUUUGGAAUCGAAUCAGAAACAUGAAAUUAAGUAAACAUGCAGCGAACCAGUGUUGAAUAACAUAUUAUAACAACUUUAGUCGAGACUUAGGUCAGAGUCAGACAGACGUUUAUCGAAUUCCAACUGUUAGCUUUUGUCUUCAGCAAUGGAACCUGCUAUUUCCAUGGUUGCCAAACGCCUUGUUUAUUGACGUUGCCUAGAGUAAAAAGCAUUGCCUUUGACCGCAUAAGUUCGUGGCAAAACGAGUUCAAAACGUUAUAUAUAUAAGAUACAGGUGUUUGGUUUCCUUUUUCAAACUGCGAAACGUUGGACACGCAAACGUCGUCAAUUUUUUUAGAGUCGUAGCUACGUUUUCUACUUUUCAAACUAUAUACUAAAAUGGCGGGCAACUUGUCGAAGAAUAUGGCGAUUGGGGCGGGUGUUAUCGGAUUCAUUCUGAUAAGUUGUGGAUUGGGGUGCGCCGUCGCCGGCUUCGUGUGGACGGCUUAUGGAAAAGGAGCCCAAGGAAUUUGGUCCGGAAUUUUCAUGAUUGUGGUCGGAGCAUUUGGCGCGGUCACUUUGUGUACUAAAAUGAAAGGAAUUAUGAUCGUCUUUUUGGUCAUGUGCAUCAUCGAUAUGAUUCUCAACGCUAUCCAAGCAAUUAUUGCCGCGAUCGUCCUUGCUCUUGUGGGACUGUUUAAAGAUGCUCUAGAUAAUGAUAGAUGUUCAGAAUACAGGGGACAAUGUACUUGCCGAUUAGAAGGGGACACGUCGGGAGUAGAUGCGAAUACUUUUACUUUCGAUGGCUGUGAUGAUAUUGAUGUUAUGAUGGCAAGCAUGAGAGCUGUGGUUGCGUUCUCUAUCCUUGGUAUAAUUGCAACAUUUGCUGGUUCUAUCAUUGGUUGCAUCGGAGCCUGUUGUGACAAGAGCGGGCCGGAUACACCUGGAGUGGUUGUCAUUCAACAGGGGCAACCAAUGCAAACGACAACUGUGCAAACCUUUCACCAUGGCGCACCACAGCCACCCCCACCUCACCAGCCAUAUCCUCCUGCCGACAACCAGCCGUAUCCUGCUGCCAACAACCAGCCAUAUCCUGCUGCCGACCCUGAAAGUGGAUUAACAAACCCGGGAUAUUAAUUAUUAAGUAAUAUGUUUAUAUAUUGUGAACUGUUUUUAAAACAUAAAAAAGCUUCAAAAGAAGCCGCGCUUCAAACACAACUGCACUAUACUAAUUCAAACUAAAAAUAAUGAAAUAUUAGGAAAUAACUGUAAUAAUGUUCCUCUAAAGCCGAGACAUUCGAGUGUCCAUCCUGAGCACUUCAUUUUGUACGGUUUUUUUAAACAACUUAAUUAAUUCGUCAUUCACUGAAUGGAUAUCGCGGGCAGAUAUACAGGAGACGGUAGACCAGCCAACGAUCUCAUAAAGGCAACAAAAUAAGUGAAUAGAUCGUAAAUAGAUCGUUCCAGUUCGUAGCUAUUUCGUCAGGUUGGGUAGAGGAAUGGACGUCGUUCCAUGUGCCCUGCAGGUUUGCAACAAUAGUAGGCGAAAGAUUUAAAGAAAUAUUACGAGGGGAUUAUAAGUAUCCAUUUUUCUAUUUGUAAUAUACUAUCUUGUAUGAAAUAUUUUUUACAUUAGUUGUAUAGUAAAAUGCAAUACACUUCAUGCC
Molecule: messenger RNA, 1983 nt
Organism: Dendronephthya gigantea
Lineage: Eukaryota; Metazoa; Cnidaria; Anthozoa; Malacalcyonacea; Nephtheidae
Exons: 5
Coding region: 716-1453 (245 amino acids)
Source: RefSeq, a predicted model, not a curated record